CCUACAAUCUCAAUUGAACGUUAAUUGGAAUUGGAAAAGCCAUUUUUCUACCCAAGCUGCAAUAAUGUCGGACGUCAUUGACUCGAACAAAGCAUUAACAAGCACCCGGUUCUCGGACCUGAACCCAUCGCUAUCAGAACCUGUCCUGGAAGCCCUUACCGCCGCCGGUUUCGAGUUCUGCACGCCGGUUCAAGCUGCCACCAUACCGUUGCUCUGCAGCUACAAAGACGUAGCCGUGGACGCUGCUACCGGUUCCGGAAAAACCCUUGCCUUCGUCGUCCCCCUCGUCGAGCUCCUCCGCCGCUCUUCUGCCCCUCCUAAACCUCAUCAGGUGAUGGGAAUAAUUAUCUCGCCAACAAGGGAGUUGUCUUCACAGAUAUUUAAGGUCGCAGAGCCGUUUAUUUCAACAUUGUCGAAUGUGAGGCCAAUGCUUUUGGUAGGGGGUGUGGAAGUGAAAGCUGAUAUAAGGAAAAUAGAAGACAAAGGUGCAAAUUUGUUGAUUGGGACUCCUGGAAGAAUGUAUGAUAUUAUGGAACGCAUGGACAUAUUGGACUUUCGCAACCUUGAGAUAUUGAUUUUGGAUGAAGCUGAUAGGCUAUUAGAUAUGGGAUUCCAAAAGCAGAUAAAUUCGAUUAUAUCUCGCUUACCGAAGCUACGUAGAACUGGUCUCUUUUCUGCCACUCAAACUGAGGCAGUUGAAGAGCUAUCGAAGGCAGGGUUAAGGAACCCUGUGAGGGUUGAAGUUCGAGCUGAAGUAAAAAGAUUGAAUGAAUCGACAUCCUCACAGCAACUUGCCGCCUCGAAAACACCUUCGGGACUUCACAUUGAGUAUCUUGAAUGUGAAGCAGACAAGAAAUUAUCACAGCUCAUUGAUCUUCUAACUAAGAACAAGACAAAAAAAUUUAUAAUCUAUUUCAUGACUUGUGCCUCCGUCGAUUACUGGGAUGUUGUACUUCCACGUCUUUCUUCUUUAAAGGGAUUCACGUUAAUCUCUCUUCAUGGACAAAUGAAGCAGGCUGCAAGGGAAAAAGCUUUAGCAUCUUUUACAUCUCUUUCCAGUGGCAUUCUUCUUUGCACUGAUGUGGCAGCCCGUGGACUUGACAUUCCUGGCGUUGACUGUAUAGUACAGUAUGACCUGCCUCAGGACCCGAAUGUGUUUAUACACAGAGUUGGUCGAACUGCUAGGAUGGGACGUCAAGGAAGUGCCAUUGUUUUCCUGAUGCCAAAGGAGGAAGCAUAUGUUGAGUUCCUGCGGAGAAGAGGAGUUCCACUUGAAGAGAGAAAAUGCUCUGAUGAGGCUCCUGAUAUUAUUCCUCUGAUACGAUCAGCUGCGAAAAAAGAUCGGAACAUUAUGGAAAAAGGUCUAAGAGCUUUUGUAUCUUAUAUUCGAGCUUACAAAGAGCAUCACUGUUCUUAUAUUCUCAGGUGGAAAGAACUUGAAAUUGGGAAGUUGGGCAUGGGGUAUGGCUUAUUGCAACUCCCUUCUGUGCCUGAGGUAAAGCGUUAUUCUCUUUCUACUGAGGGUUUUGUUCCGGUCGAAGAUAUAAACCUGGAAGAGAUCAAGUACAAGGAUAAAUCUCGUGAGAAGCAAAGAAAGAAAAACUUAGAAGCAAAGAGAGCUGCGAAGGAGCAAGAACAAAAACAGAAGAAGUCUAAAGCCGCCUCAAAUGUUACUUCCUCAGUCAUGAGAAAGAAAACGGCAAAGCAGAGGCGUGCUGUCCAAUCCGUGGAAGAUGCAGAUGAGUUGGCACUAGAGUACCGACUUCUGAAAAAGCUGAAAAAGGGUGCUAUUGAUGAAAAUGAAUAUGCAAAGUUAACGGGAACGGAAGAUUUGCUUUGAGACUGGAGUGAGUUUCUCAAUCAGUGGAAAAUGCAGAUGAGUUGGCGUGAGAGUAUCGGCUGCUGAAGAAGCUGAAAAGGCGUGUUGCUGAUGAAAAUGAAUUUUGCUAAAUUAACAGUAACAGAAGAUUUGCUUUUUAACUGAUGAGAGUGGAUCGUUUGGAGCAACUCCCGAUAUAGAAGUAAAAGCAAGACAUGUAGGUCGAUCAACUCAUCAAGUUCCCAUUGAAAAAUUCAAUGCCGAGAGCUCCUAAGUUACUGCAAAUGCAAAGGUAACAAAAUAUUUACAAGGAUAAAAGGUAGCAUAGUGUGUAUGUUGGAUGCUUGCUUGGUUACUAGUUUGGUUUCAUAGCCACAAAAUAGUAACUGUAACGUUUCUUUCUGUUCUAAAGAUUUUUGAGGAAAUAGUGUUGUUACGAUUAAGAUUAUCGCAGAAGUUAAUGUUGUCCUUUAUAUUUUCCUUUAUAUAAACGCUGAAGUCACUGUCUA
Messenger RNA from Olea europaea var. sylvestris, 2328 nucleotides. Its product is annotated as DEAD-box ATP-dependent RNA helicase 18. Lineage: Eukaryota; Viridiplantae; Streptophyta; Magnoliopsida; Lamiales; Oleaceae. Bases 65 to 1840 code for a protein of 591 amino acids. Gene Ontology annotation, cellular component: nucleolus. Gene Ontology annotation, molecular function: ATP binding; RNA helicase activity; nucleic acid binding. The transcript is spliced from 11 exons. The record is from RefSeq and is a predicted model, not a curated record.